CAUACGAAUUUAACAGUGGCAAGUAAAAAGAAAACGAAGUCUUGGGUUAAAAGUUAGUGAGUCCCACGAGUCUUUAGAAAACGCUAAUAUAUAUUGUUAUUGUUAUUAGACUAUGAUCGAGUACCCACUACCCAUAUCACCGAGAUAUCCACUUACUAAGUGGUGAUCUCUCUCUCUCUCUGAAUGAAGUGAAUAUUUAUUUUUUCGAUAAAAAAAUAGCAUGUAUAGUUAUUAUGGAUGUACUCGAUCAUAGUCUAAUAACAAUAACAAUAUUUAUUAGCAACCUAAAAAAAAAAUCGGACAUGAAGAAUUAUCAAUAAAUCCAAUAAAUAAAUCCGAGCAACUGGUACCGGUACCGAGCAAUCUGGUACCGGUACCGUACCGUUUAGCUGGUACCGUUAGUACCGGUACUGGUACCGGUACCUGCCCACCCCUACUACAAGCGACCGCCACAGGGGCAAGGGAGCGGCUCUGUGUUUCCUGGCUGGGCCCGGACCAUCCUGGAACACUGGAAUUACUGGUGACACUGGGACAGGAGGAGACGAGGAAGGGAUGUCGGCCAUGCUGGGAGGAACACAGCACAGAGACAACACAGGACUGUGUGUGCUGAAUGCCACUACUGAUGCUGAAGUGGGGUCUGAGGCUAGUAGUGUGCUCAGAACUCCCUAGUUCAUUGCUCACCUUGUUUUCCUGAGGUUCCUGCAAGACCAGCCAACUUCUCACGUCAGGAGCAGUGUAGCAGUGGAGACUGCAAGGCUAGGCAGCAGCCAGUGUCCAGGACCAGCAGGAACAGACUGCAACUGGUGUGGGGAUCAGGGGUGGUCAGAAGCACCACCACCACCACCUUUCUGCUGGCACCUCCUUCCACAAAGGAAAGAAAAAGACAGAGUCAGGAGUGUGAGAUUUAAAACUGAGAGCAAGUUCACUAAACAGCCUUGCUCACACUGGUGAAAGAAAUCAUGAGUGCAAAGAGUGUUGAAAAAGAUUCUUUGAGAAGGAUAACCUCAACAAACAUACCCACACACAGUGGUGAAAGAAGUAAUGAAUGCCAUGAGCCUGGAAAAAGGUUCAAGACAAAGAGUCACCUCAACAAACACACUCAUACACACAAUGAUGAAAAAAAAUAUGAAUGUCUAGAAUGUGGAAAGAGAUUCACCCAGAGUAAUCACCUCAAUGAUCAUAGCCUUACACACACUGGGGAAAAGAAUCAUGUAUGUCCAGAAUGUGGAAAGGGAUUUACCCAGAGGAGUCACCUCAAGGAGCACAGCAUUACACACACUGGGGAAAAGAAUCAUGAAUGUCCAGAUUGUGGAAAGAGAUUUGCCCUGAAGAGUAACCUAAAAAAACACACAUCUACACACACUGGGGAAAGAAAUUAUGAAUGUUUAGAAUGUGGGAAAAGUUUUGCCCGGAAGAGUAAUCUCAAUGCUCACACCCUAACACACACUGGUGAAAGAAAUCAUGAAUGUCUAGAAUGUGGAAAGAGAUUUACCCAGAAGAGUAUCCUCAACAAACACACCCUUACACACACUGGUGAAAAAAAUUAUGAAUGUCUAAUAUGUAGGAAAAGCUUCACCAGGGACUCUGACCUCAACAAACACAUCCUACUACACACUGGGGAAAAAAAUCAUGCAUGUCUAGAAUGUGGGAAGAGAUUCACCCAGAAGAGUACCCUCAACAGACACAUGCGUACGCACACUGGUGAAAGAAAAUAUGUGUGCCACGUUUGUGAAAAGAGAUUCAUCCAGAAGAGUCACCUUGAUGAGCACACCCUCACACACAUUGGUGAAAGAAAACACGAAUGUAAGUUAUGUAAGAAAAGGUUUGCCAGUGAGUCUCACCUCAAUAGACAUAUCUUUAUGCAUACUGAUAAAAGCAUACAUCAAUGUCUAGAAUGUGGAAAGAGCUUCACCCAGAAGAGUGACCUCAACAAACACGCCCUUACACACACUGGUGAAAGAAAUCAUGAAUGUCUUGAAUGUGGAAAGAGAUUUGCCCAUAAGAGUACCCUUAACGCACACAUCCUAUUACACAACGGUGAAAGAAAACAUGAAUGUCUAGAAUGUGGAAAGAGGUUUGCCCAUAAGGGUGCCCUCAACAGACACAUCUUUACACACUCUGGUGAAAAAAAUCAUGAAUGUGUAGAAUGUGGAAAGAGAUUCACCCGGAAAUUUGACCUUAACAAACACAUUGACACACACACUGGUGAAAAUCAUGAAUGUUUAAACUGUGGAAAGAUAUUCACCCAUAAGAGUGCCCUCAACAAGCACACACUGACACAUGCUGGGGAAAAGAAUCAUGUGUGCCAUUUAUGUGGAAAGAGGUUUACCCUGAAGAGUCAUCUUAACAGACACACCCUGACACAUGCUAGUGAAAGUCAUGAAUGUCUAGACUGUGGAAAGAGAUUCACCUUGAAGAAUGACCUCAACAAACACACUCUUAGACAUGCUGGUGAAAGAAAUCAUGAAUGUCUAGAAUGUGGAAAGAGAUUUAUUCUGAAGUGUCACCUUAAAUCACAUUCCCUUACUCACACUGGUGAAAGAAAUCAUGAAUGUCUUCAAUGUGGGAAGAGAUUUGCCCAUAAGAGUACCCUUAACUUACACAUCCUAUCACACACUGGUGAAAGAAAACAUGAAUGUUUAGAAUGUGGAAAGAGAUUCACCCAGAAGGGUGCCCUCAACAGACAUAUCUUUACACACACCGGUGAAAAAAAUCAUGAAUGUCUAGAAUGUGGUAAGAGAUUCACCCGGAAAAGUGACCUUGACAUACACAUUGUAACACACACUGGUGAAAGAAAUCAUGAGUGCUCAGAGUGUGGCAAGAGAUUUGGUUCAAAGGUUGUAUUGAACAAUCACAUCUACAGACACACUGGCCUGAGAGAGUUCAAGUGUGAUGUUUGCGGAAAGAACUUCAAGAUGAAGCGGGAUAUCUUCGCACACAUGAAGAUUCAUUUCUGAGGUGUUGUGUUGUGCUCUAGUGCUGCUGUGUGGAGGGUGCUGAGAUGCAUCUUUGCAUUCAAGACAGAGCAAGAUGUCUUGGGUGAACCUUGUAGUCAUGCCAUUUUAUUUGGGUGGCAUCCAAGAUGUCUAGUUAUGCCAGGGUGUCUUUUUCCCCGCAAGACAUGACUCCUGGGUGUUGGCAGCAGAGGAAACACAAGGAUAGCAGACACAACACACCCCGCUGCUGUAUUGCUAGAGACCAUCCCAGCACAUUGUUCAUUACUUGUGAAAAAGAUACCAUCAGCUGCUCCGGCAACAGCCACUGCUUCAACAUCUGCUGGCCCUAUGACACCAGCCACUGCUUCAUCAUCUGGUGGCCCAAUGACACCUGCCACUGCAAGGGAUGACAAUGAAGCUGCUCCACCACAGUCACCACCUACUUCAUCGGAGUUAAGAGAUGCCUUUCAUAGGGCAGCAGUAUAAUUUUUUGAUGCUGGUGCUGAAUAUUACUGCCUCAAGGCUAUGAUUUUGUCACUUUUUUUUUUUUAAUACUGAGGAGGUUAGGGUGUAAGGGGUGAAAAAUAAUCUCUGCUGUUUUUCGACAGAAAUGGUUAGCAAAUUCAUUCAAAGCACAAAAUUUACCAGAAAAAAAAUUGUGUGCCAUUGCGAGUGGGUUCACUUGAGAUUAGGCUCCAAUACCCCUCCGUGGUCUAGUGGUCAGCAUGCCUGGCUUCUACACGGGCCCAGGUUCGAAUCCCGGCCCGGGCAGUCGGCGUGCAGCUCACCCAGCUGAUCAUCCUCCCUCUCGGGCUGGUCGAUAAAUGACUACCUGGGGAAACCUGGGGAAACUGUGGUAACCCGGAUGUCACACUGGCCCUGUGUCCCAGGGUAAUGGGCUCCCUCCCACCACAGGCUCAAGGGCCAAUGUUACGGAGAUGAGCUCCGAGGCCACGCGCUGCUACAGCGUAUGCCCCAGCUUUACCUUUACCUUUAUUGGCUCGACUGACAGACAUGGCUUUGUAUGUCGAAGGUCACUGGUUCAGUCCCCACAGCCAGCACUCUCUAACUUGGAUUUUUCUGAGUUCCCUAGAGCCUAGAUUAAUUUCUCUGUGUUAAAUGAGGAGAUUUGCACCGGCACCCAGUCGUGGGUGUUACAAGAUACGUUGUUACAAUCAGGGGCGUCAUUUGGAUUUCAAAAGUGGGAGGGACAUUAGGGCAGAUAGUUAUAUAUAUAUAUAUAUAUAUAUAUAUAUAUAUAUAUAUAUAUAUAUAUAUAUAUAUAUAUAUAUAUAUAUAUAUAUAUAUAUAUAUAUAUAUAUAUAUAUAUAUAUAUAUAUAUAUAUAUUAUACCAUCAUUAGCUUAUAACACCUUUAGGCACCGAUCAUAUUUGCAUUUUAUGUAGUCUGUGAUGCAGGCAGGAUAUUCAUUAGCACCUAAUUAGACUCAUGCUGUUCUCCAGUGCUCUCUGAUGCACUCACAAUCAAAGAUGCAGUAUACCUAUAUGGUAGCAUUGAGUAAUCUUAGGUCACUUGGUAAAGUGUUCACCUAAGUCUGACCCAAGCUGACAACAUAAACCUAAGCGUGUUUGCAAGCUGAGUGCUUAGAAUAUUGGCAUAAUAUUAAAAGAUGCUGAAAACUGGAUUCCACUACUUUAUUGAAUAUAUGAAUAAUUAUAUACUGAAUUUAUAAUGGAGCCAAGAUUAAAAAGCUAUGUUUUUCAGUGGUCAUACCAUGAUCUCAUGAAAAUAAAUAGGUUGACAUAUAAAAUUAAUUACUACGUAUUUUGGUAUGAUGACCAUUGCACGUUAAUACCAUAGCUUUGCUAGCAUUGAGUAAUCGUAGGUCACUUGGUAAAGUGUACACCUAAGUCCGACCCAAACUGACAACAUAAACCUAAGCGUGUUUGCAAGCCGAGUGCUUAUAAUAUUGGCAUAAUAAUAAAAGAUGCUGAAAACUGGAUUCCACUACUUUAUUUAAUAUAUGAGUAAUUAUAUACUGAAUUUGUAAUGGAGCCAAAAUAAAAAUGCUGUUUUUCAGUUGUCAUACCAUGAUCUUAUGAAAAUAAAUAGGUUGACAUAUAUAAUUAAUUACUAUGUAUUUUGUUAUGACGACUAUUGCACAUUAAUACCAUAGCUUUGAAUCCAAUCAUGAAUAUCUUCAAGCAAGACACAAAUAGCAACAGAUUGGACACCAAUUCACUCAGUAAACACAAUACUCCAGAAAAGUAUACACACUGAAUUCACAAUAAAGUUGUUUUUCCACUUGGAACUUUGUAAACAGAAACCAAGUAACCUCGUUUUACUUCACUCAUAAGUCAUGAUGUACAAUCGUGGGACACAAGUGAGGGCACACUGUCCACUGAGUUUCGCUCUGCGGCCCCGACUUUAAAAUAUAUCUACCGCAUGGAAAGAGGCUAAUGUUCAGAUAUGUCACUACAAAUACACACUCCAUAAUUUAUUAGAUAUGAAUUUGUCAGUUGUGCACACUGAUAACAACUUUUAAAUUCGCGGACGAAAAUGUCUCUUUACACUUCGUUCAAAUUUAGUCAGGGACAGCUAAAGUUGUUUACACCACUAUUAUGCAUUUGAAUAAAUGUUGUAUUCAUUCCUGCAACGUCCUCGCUAAGAAAAUACAAAGAAAACAUUGAUAACGUGCACAAAAAUUCUGAUAUGGUUUAAAAAUAUAUAAUGAUACCACCAUUUAACUCUCGCUUAACAGUGUUAUGCAAUGACGUCAUCGACCAUGCCAGCCGGCGCAUUUAAGAAACUAUAGUCUGUUCGGAGCAUGAAGUCGGUUCAAGGUGUGGCAGAUUCCAGAAUUCCUAUGAGUGCAGCGCUGCCAGUUCGACCGCCAGUUAUCAGAUUAGCGCACUCUCCCGGCCUACCCACCCACAACCUCCCUGUUUAUCUCUCUCUCUCUCUCCCUCUCGACCCGGGGGAGGGACCUAGGGGGACACACCGACCACCACCACCACUACCAACACCACAACGUGGCAACAUGGGAAAAAAUCGCUGCCACAUGUCAUAGAAUUUAUACAAAUCCUUGUUAUAAUCCUAAACAUCGACACUCAUUGUACUACGUAGCUUCCUUUACUAUAUACAGAAUAUAUAAAAUAUCGCUUUCAAAUAGCACAUGGAUGGGAAAUAAGAGAGAGACGCAUGUACGAAGGCUGAUUUGGCAGCAUGGGUAGAGGUAAACGACGAUACCAGGUCCACCCUGAACCGACUUCUUGCUCUGACAGACUAUAGUAGGCUAUUAUGAAUUGAAAUGAAUUACAAAGCUAUUAUUUUGCAUUUGAGAAUACUGAGCGAUUCGUUUGCAUUUAUGAAACUAGGCUAUUACUUUGCAUUUACGAAUACCAAGUUAUUAUUAUGCAGUAGGCUAUUAUUUUGCAGUAACUUUUUUUCUUAAGAGAAAUUAAUCUCUCUCUCUCUCUCUCUCUCUCUCUCUCUCUCUCUCUCUCUCUCUCUCUCUCUCUCUCUCUCUCUCUCUCUCUCUCUCUCUCUCUCUCUCUCUCUCUCUCCCCCAGAAUGCACACUGACGACCAAAGCCAAGCAAGCUUCUAGCUUAUGGAAUGCAGAAAAUCUUAUACAGAGCAUGCACUAGUGGAAACAAGAACAUUCAUAACAGAUUUUUUAAAGAAACAUAAUCGUCGUGCAGUUGAUGCUCUCAGUUUCGUAAGAAAAAUCCUUCAAUAAUAUAUCUCUCACACCCACACCCACACUGUGGUCCUUGCACACACACACACACACACACACACAUACGUCACAUAUAACUCGAAUGUAGCACAGCUGGAUAGUUGCUGUCUUUCGCUAGCGGCGUCCGAAACUUUUUGGAAACUGUGUCAACAUUUGUGUCCCACGACUGUACGUGAUGUGGUCACCUCGACCUUUCGUUCCUCCUCCCUCACACUGGCAGACGUCACUAACAAGCUUUCUUACCACCAUUAUCUCAAUACGAAUAACUGGCAGGAGUAAUUUGUUUUGUAACUUGAUUGUAAAGCAACAAUAAUUAUAAAUCAUAUUUUAAGUUACAUUUUAAUGCAAUUUUAAUGUCAUCUUUUUCAUUUGUAUGUGUGUACCUUUCUGCUACAAAUAAAAGUUCUUUUCCCA
Molecule: messenger RNA, 7052 nt
Organism: Eriocheir sinensis (Chinese mitten crab)
Lineage: Eukaryota; Metazoa; Arthropoda; Malacostraca; Decapoda; Varunidae
Product: zinc finger protein 91-like
Exons: 3
Coding region: 960-2957 (665 amino acids)
Biological process (GO): regulation of immune system process; negative regulation of transcription by RNA polymerase II; regulation of cytokine production
Source: RefSeq, a predicted model, not a curated record